UAAAGGCUGUAGGUCAAUCCUUGCGGGUGCUUUUAUUGGAUGUGCUGCUGUCAAGCAGUGCUGAAGAAUUGGAAGGGCAAACGCUAGGAAGGCAGAGAAAAGACUAAUAGAAACCCCAUUAUGUAGCUUAUUUCUGCGUAUCCGUUUAUAAAUAUCAAUCCCAUGCCUUCCUUUUUGAAACACGAAACUUGGGGACGCGGAGCGGUCUUGUAAGCGAUUGCAUUCACCAGAGGUGGUACCUCAACAUAUGAUUUGACAGCCUGUACAUCUUUUUUUCAAAAAGGGGAAAAUCGUGGGCCUAUGUUUCACUAACCCAGGUUUUUACCCGGGUUUGUGAUCUGUGGCGAAGCUUUUUCAAUCUGACAACGGAUGUCUGAAUGGCGAUUUUACACCAAGAUUUCUCUUUUUCCGAAUUGUGUUAUUUCUGUAGAUAAAUGGAGUGUUGUGUCAGACUAAAUGUCAUUUUGUUGCAUGGGGGAAGAAUCUUGACAUUGGAGCGACUGAUCAGAAGAAUGCUAUGCUGUGUGAAUAUUUUAGCCUGUUGGUGAUGAACGGCUCAGGACUGGAGCAAACUGUCGUGAGAACGGGUUUGUGGCCAAUGUCUUGAAUUGAAGUAACCAGAUUGUUAAAGGAAAAGAGAACUCCCCAUAAAAUUGGAUGGUUUUGGGUGGGGAGGACGGCAUCAGUAGUGGCAUUGGACGAACAUGGAUAAAACUAUUGCAUGAAUUGAAGAAAGCUGACGUUUACUUGAGAAGAGUAAAGUUUAAAACGAGAAAAUGAUGAUGUGGUACGAAGACGAACAGAGGAACCAGAGUGUGGGAUCCAUUGCCAAUGGAAUCUGAACAGCAAAAUUGAAGAAUAGCGGGAUUCAUGUGUACGAGGAUAAAACAGACCGUUUGGAAAAUAUCUUCAAUUAACUUAAUGUAAAGGACAGAGAAAGGAAAUAAGCUUCCUGGUAAGACUGUAGGGUGGAGAAGGAUAUAUAUAUAUAUUUGUAUAUAUAUAUAUAUUAUUCAUGCUUUCUUUAUGCUAGGGAAACUGGGUAGACACGUUUUACGUUAAGAUUAAUCCAAGAAAGAAGACGUCUGAUGACAAAGGCCAUUACGAAUGACAUUCGGGUAUAAGUAAAGCACUUGGGGAAAAUAAAUAGUGUGAAGUGGGGUUGAAGCAUGGGCUGUGCUUCAAGCAUUCAUAUCUCAGAUAGGGUGGUCUACGGUGGAAAAGAGUCCGAGGAUGCCCACUCGCCCCAGCAGACUAAUACUACACAGCAGCAAGGAAAUCCUGCCUCGGGACUACCGAUAAAACCCUCGAGUUGCAAGACCACACUAACAGAGGUGCAGUUUGGACCAAUGAAGUUGUACGAAGACCAGCUUCAGGUACUUUUAGUAUUUGCCAAAGAGGACAGUCAGAAUAAUGGCUUCUACUGGGCGUGUGAGAAGGCCAACUUCCGGUGCAACGUGGCGCGGACCCCCGAGGCUGCGCUUGAGAGUCUCCUGGAGAAGCAUCACGACCUGGUCAUCAUCGACCACAGACAUUCCAGAUACUUUGACGCGGAAGCACUAUGCCGGUCAAUUAGAGCGGUAAACUCCUCGGAAAACACUGUGAUAGUCGCCGUGGUGAAAAGGCCCGACAGGGAGGAGGCCUCAGUGAUGCCUCUCAUCAAUGCCGGCUUCAACAGGAGAUAUGUGGAGAACACCAAUAUGAUGGCGUGCUAUAAUGAGCUUCUGCAGCUCGAGCAUGGAGACGUGCGCUCACAGUUCAAACUGAGGGCCUGCAACGCUAUUUUCACUGCUCUUGAACAAAGCCAGGAAGCCAUCGAGAUCACUUCGGAGGACCAAGUGAUUCAGUAUGUGAACCCUGCCUAUGAGUCCAUCAUGGGCUACCAGCAAGGAGAGCUGAUAGGAAAGGAAAUCAUAGAAGUGCCUAAAAGUGAGAAGAACAAACCGGAUCUCCUAGAAACGAUUAACUCCUGCAUACGGAAAGGAAAGGAGUGGCAGGGUAUUUAUUAUGCCAAAAAGAAGAAUGGAGACAGUGUUCAACAGAAUGUGAAGAUCACACCUGUGAUUGGACAGGGAGGAAAAAUCAGACACUAUGUGUCUAUCAACAGGCCUUUAAAUGAUAAUAAUAGGACUGACAAGUCCAGUGAGCGCGUGCAGGCAGAGUCUCAGACAGACAUCCAGCCCAGUAAACAUAAGGACCGUAGGAAAGGCUCUCUUGACGUCAGAUCCACCACGUCCAGAGGGAGUGAUGGAAGUUCCCAGCGAAGGCAUUCGUCCAUGGCUAGGAUCCACUCCAUGACCAUCGAAGCUCCCAUCACCAAGGUAAUCAACAUCAUCAAUGCAGCCCAGGAGAGCAGUCCCAUGCCGGUGGCGGAGGCGCUGGACCGCGUCCUGGAGAUCCUGAGGACCACCGAGCUCUACUCCCCCCAGCUGGGCACCAAGGAGGAGGACCCCCACACCAACGACCUGGUCGGGGGCCUGAUGACGGAUGGCUUGCGCAGACUGUCAGGAAACGAGUACAUCUUUGCUACAAAGCAGCCACACCAUUUGCCCAGCCACCUGACCACACCUCUCUCAUUGAAUGACAUCCCCCCUCGCAUCGCCCAGACCAUGGAAAACGAAGAUUCCUGGGACUUUGAUGUCUUCAACCUGGAGACCGCCACCUUGAAACGGCCUUUGACCUACUUGGGCCUGAAGAUCUUCUCUCGCUUCGGAGUGUGCGAGUUCCUCAGCUGCCCCGAAGCCACCCUGCGCUCCUGGCUCCAGGUGAUCGAGGCCAACUACCACGCCACCAACUCCUACCACAACUCCAGCCACGCGUCCGAUGUGCUGCACGCCACUGCAUACUUCCUCUGCAAGGACAGGGUCAAGCAAAGUCUGGACCCCAUAGAUGAGGUAGCAGCCCUGAUAGCUGCAACUGUCCAUGAUGUGGACCACCCUGGCCGCACCAACAGCUUCCUGUGUAACGCAGGAAGUGAGCUGGCCAUCUUGUACAAUGACACGGCAGUGCUUGAGAGCCACCACGCCGCGUUGGCCUUCCAGAUAACCACCAGAGACGACAAGUGUAACAUCUUCAAGAACAUGGAGAGAAACGAGUACAGGACUCUACGUCAGGCAAUCAUAGACAUGGUUCUGGCCACAGAGAUGACCAAACACUUUGAACAUGUCAACAAGUUUGUCAACAGCAUCAACAAGCCACUGGCUGCCCUGGAGGAGAAUGGGGGGAACAAUGACGAGGAGUCAGUCAAAGGCAUCCUGACCUCCCCCGAGAACAGGAUACUUGUCAAGCGCAUGCUCAUUAAGUGUGCCGACAUUUCCAACCCCUGCCGCCCGCUGGAACUGUGUAUCGAAUGGGCAGGACGCAUCUCUGAGGAAUACUUUGCACAGACGGACGAGGAGAAGAGACAGGCCCUGCCAGUGGUCAUGCCCGUGUUUGACAGGAACACCUGCAGCAUUCCCAAGUCCCAGAUUUCCUUCAUAGACUACUUCAUCACCGACAUGUUUGAUGCCUGGGAUGCUUUCGCAGACCUACCCAACCUCAUGCAGCACUUGGACAACAACUUCAAAUACUGGAAAGGCCUGGAUGAACGAAAGCUGCACAGCCUGCGUCCUCCCCCAGAAUAGGAGCAUCGUUUGUGGGGGGUCGGCCCUGGCCCCUGGCCCCUUCCUGGGCCCCUUCCUCCAGAGUAACCUUCCUCUCCUCUACCUGCGGGGAUGUCUCUCUCUCUCUACCAGCCCAUCCCAGCAGCCCAGGGCCUCCACUCCUCCGCUUCUGUAGCACGCCAAGUCCGUCCAGAUCGACUCUCUGACAGACGGACAAGCUGGAGCCUGAGCUCCGGAUCAGGAUCCAUCGUCUGUCAGAGUGGACGGCAUCCUCAUUAACUCCUAACGCCGCGCAGGCAUUGGACGGAGCAGCUGGUCAGGUGACUUGUGAGACGCACCCUCAGAGCCACCCUGGCACAGAGUCCCUUUUCCCCCAGUUAAACACACGGGUCGCCCCUCUUCAUAGGAGGGGUCAGAUGUUACUGUCUAUGUUGAACACUGCUGGUUCAUGGGUAGAGCAACAGAGAAACACUGUCUGGCUGGACUUUGAGAGCUGGUCAAGCUCCUGCUGAGCAAAACUGAGGAUCAGGUGGUCAUGAGGUCACGUGAUGCAGAGUCAAACCCAGACCACGGAUGACGGCAUCAAACCUACACCCGUCUGUUGUGACAAGGCCGAAUUACUCUCAUGUGCCCCCAGAGGCCACUUCACAGAACUACACUCCACCCCUUAUUUUUUUUUCUUGCUGUAUUUUCUUAGUUUUGUCUAUCAGAAGCACGUCCACUACAGCAGGCUAGGGAGAUGUGUAGCAACUCGAGGCUAUUAAAAGAUAAGAGGGUGGGCAUGUUUUCAUGGGUGUUUAAGGUGUUCAACUUUACUUGCGCCACUGGUGAAAGACACAAAGUUAAACACCAUGAUUAUAGGUAAUUAAAGUUUGGUUAAUUUAUUUUGUUUUAGAUGUUCCACAUUUUCUAUACUAAAAAUGAACACAAAUAAUUAGUUGAUGGAUAAAUAAGUAAGUAAGAAAAAGCCAAAGCUGAUUAAUAUGAAUUUAAUAACUGGGUCUUAUCCUUGAUUAUUACACAUAUGAAACAUUAACAUUAUAAACUUUUUUUCUUUUCUUAUCACAAGUACAGUACCCGUUUGAAUGAACACCUUUGCAUUGCACUGUAAACAAUAAUUGAAAUGUCAAAGUCUCAGUGAUAUGUUCAUUGAUGGGAUGUUGAAUUGAAGAAUUAGCUGUGUUGUUGUUGAUCACCUGCGAGUUUGUAUAUCUCCCUCACUUCUGUUUCACCGCUGUUAUCUGGCCUCUCAUAACAGCAGAGAUCUGUGAAAACAUUUUGGACUUGAACGAUUUUUUGCCCAGAAAUUUUUGUAUCUGGUUUAUCCUACUGAAAAAGACUGCCUUAUUUUAUACAAUAUUUAUACAGUACAUCCCACUGUGCAACUGCAACGGACACCUGGAGUUUUUAAUAACAUAGUCAAAAAAAGUUAUGUUCAAGUAAAUCUCAAUAUUUUUAUAGACUAUGAAUUUUACACUGGAGGGACAGCAAAUGAAACAGCCGUUAGCUAUCUGAGUACCUGUGAAACCAUGUUCAUUGGAGAGGCAUUUCAGUCAUGUAAACAGAGAACUCUAUGGUUUAUGAAGGAUGUGGAUUACAGGAUUGUCUAUCACUGUCUUUAACCAGUCGCCUGGAAGCCAGCUUGCUUUGAUUUUGACAAACAUCAUUCUAUAUCGGCCAUUAUAUUUUAACAUCAUUCUAAAUUGGCCAUUUUGUCUGAGAUUCUUACGUGCAGACAAAGUACCCAAGGAACUACCCACGGUUGGUUUCAGAUUAGGAUACUAAUAUAUGUUAAAGAAUGUUGCUUAUUAAGAUUAUUUCCUAUUUAAACAGUAUAUAAAAUGCCAUAACACAUAAGCAAACAUUGGUUGAUAAGAGUGUAUUGACCAUGGUAUCUUUGUUACUCUCUUCAGAAGACCGACGUAAACACUCAGUAAGGGGAUGUUCGUUCCCUCUGACUCACUACUUCUGGUCUGGAGGAGCCGAAAAAUGACAAAAAAAUUGAAAUUAUUCAAUGGAAAAUAAAAUAAUGACGAUGA
This is a messenger RNA of Hypomesus transpacificus, 5641 nucleotides long. RefSeq names its product phosphodiesterase 8A (gene pde8a). The record is from RefSeq and is a predicted model, not a curated record. Gene Ontology annotation, biological process: signal transduction; cellular response to epidermal growth factor stimulus; positive regulation of ERK1 and ERK2 cascade. Gene Ontology annotation, molecular function: 3',5'-cyclic-AMP phosphodiesterase activity. The transcript has 22 exons. Lineage: Eukaryota; Metazoa; Chordata; Actinopteri; Osmeriformes; Osmeridae. Bases 1170 to 3623 code for a protein of 817 amino acids.